AAAAAGUCAUCACAACAAAGGUUUUGGGAACAGUAAAAUAGUUCAAUGUAAGGAACGGAUAUGGUUUCAUCAACAGGAAUGACACCAAGGAAGAUGUAUUUGUACACCAGACUGCCAUAAAGAAGAAUAACCCCAGGAAGUACCUUCGCAGUGUAGGAGAUGGAGAGACUGUGGAGUUUGAUGUUGUUGAAGGAGAAAAGGGUGCGGAGGCAGCAAAUGUUACAGGUCCUGGUGGCAUUCCAGUUCAAGGCAGUAACUAUGCAGCAGCAUUAUAGACGCUAUCCACGUCGUAGGUGUCCUCCACGCAAUUACCAGCAGAAUUACCAGAACAGUGAGAGUGGGGAAAAGAAUGAAGGAUCAGAGGGUGCUCCCGAAGGCCAGGCCCAACAACGCCGGCCCUAUCGCAGACGAAGGUUCCCACCUUGUUACAUGCGGAGACCCUAUGGGCGUCGACCACAGUAUUCCAACUCUCCUGCGCAGGGAGAAGUGAUGGAGGGGGCUGACAACCAGGGUGCAGGAGAACAAGGUAGACCAGUGAGACAGAAUAUGUAUCGGAGUUAUAGACCACGAAUCCGCAGAGGCCCUCCUAGCCAAAGACAGCCUAGAGAGGAGGGUAAUGAAGAGGAUAAGGAAAAUCAAGGAGAUGAGACCCAAGGUCAGCAGCCACCUCAACGUCCGGACCGCGGCAACUUCAAUUACCGACACAGAUGCCCAGAGAACCCUAAACCACAAGAUGGCAAAGAGACAAAAGUAGCCGAUCCACCAGCUGAGAAUUUGUCCCCUCUCGAGGCUGAGCAGGGCGGGGCUGAGUAAAUGCCGGUUUACCAUCUUUACAAUCAUCCGGUUUAGUCAUCCAACAAGAAGAAAUGAAUAUGAAAUUCCAGCAACAGGAAAUGAACAGAAGAUUGGAGCUGAAGACCUUAAGUGCUUGCUUUUUGCCCUGUUGACCAGAUAACUAGAACUAUCUGCAUUAUCUAUGCAGCAUGGGGUUUUUAUUAUUUUUAUCUGAAGUCUCUUUUUGGUAAUGGCAAACUUUUUUUUUUUUUUUAAAGCCUGGGUUUUCUCAAUACACCUUUAAAGGUUUUUAAAUUGUUUCAUAUCUGGUCAAGUUGAGAUUUUUAAGAACUUCAUUUUAAAUUUGUAAUAAAAGUUUACAACUUGAUUUUUUCAAAGAAGUCAACAAACUGCAAGCACAUGUUAAUAAAGGUCUUAAAU
This is a messenger RNA of Perognathus longimembris pacificus (Pacific pocket mouse), 1215 nucleotides long. Its product is annotated as Y-box-binding protein 1-like. Gene Ontology annotation, biological process: regulation of gene expression. The transcript has a single exon. The record is from RefSeq and is a predicted model, not a curated record. Bases 160 to 813 code for a protein of 217 amino acids. Gene Ontology annotation, molecular function: nucleic acid binding. Lineage: Eukaryota; Metazoa; Chordata; Mammalia; Rodentia; Heteromyidae. Gene Ontology annotation, cellular component: nucleus.